Onychomys torridus (southern grasshopper mouse) is the source of this 11753-nucleotide messenger RNA. RefSeq names its product contactin associated protein family member 5 (gene Cntnap5). NCBI's taxonomy places the organism in Eukaryota, Metazoa, Chordata, Mammalia, Rodentia, Cricetidae. The transcript is spliced from 24 exons. Gene Ontology annotation, biological process: proteolysis. The coding region runs from base 534 to 4454 and encodes 1306 amino acids. Gene Ontology annotation, molecular function: aspartic-type endopeptidase activity. The record is from RefSeq and is a predicted model, not a curated record.
CAGCAUAAGUCUGCUGGGGACGCGCUAGCGACCAAGGACCCGCCCAGGCCCCUCUUAUAGGCGAGCGUGGGGCGGGCCGGCCGGGGGCGGUGCCUCGCCUAAGGCUCCUAUAAGGAGCUGUCCGCCACCCCGGUGCUGAACCCAGCUCUAACACCGGAAAGAGGUGCUUUUGGCUAUUGCUGGAGCUGGGCGCCAAGAGCUGCCUUCGUUUGGAUUUGAACCUUUAAGGAAGGAGAUCCGGAGGAAUAAGAGGCAGACGAGGAAGGCGAACACAGAAAGGGACAGUUGAAGGAACUGUAAACCUCGGUCUCAGCUCGCAGCUCGCAGCUCGGAGGAAGCCCUGCCACGGUUUCAGUGGAGCGUCUGAGGAGCAGGAUGGAGUAAAGAAGAGUGUCUGUCUGUUCAAGGGGGGUGGGAGGGGGUUCGGCGGUGCGGAGAAGAAAAAGCGGAGACAGAAAGGAAAAGGAAAGAAAAGCCAAGGCUUGUGCCUGCGAAUUUGGAUUUUGAUUGGAAGAGAUCGUUCACUGGGGGAAAUGGAUUCUGUACCAAGACUAACCAGCGUUUUGACUUUGGUGCUCUCUGGCUUCUGGCAUUUAGGAUUAACAGCAACAAAUUACAACUGUGAUGACCCACUGGCCUCCUUCCUCUCACCAAUGGCUUUCUCCAGCUCCUCGGAUCUCACUGGAAGUUCCAGCCAGGCUCAACUGAACUGGAGAAUGGGAACUGGUGGUUGGUCCCCAGCAGAUUCCAAUGCCCAACAGUGGCUCCAGAUGGACCUGGGCAACAGAGUGGAGAUCACGGCAGUGGCCACACAGGGAAGAUACGGGAGCUCUGACUGGGUGACAAGCUAUGGCCUGAUGUUCAGCGACACAGGGCACAACUGGGAGCAGUACAAGCAAGAAGACAGCAUCUGGACAUUUGCAGGAAACAUGAAUGCUGACAGUGUGGUGCAUCACAAGCUGCUCCACUCCGUGAGAACCCGCUUUGUUCGCUUUGUGCCAUUGGAGUGGAAUCCAAACGGCAAGAUUGGCAUGAGAGUGGAGGUCCAUGGAUGCUCCUACAAAUCAGAUGUUGCUGACUUUGAUGGCAGGAGCUCGCUUUUGUACAGAUUCAAUCAGAAGAUGAUGAGCACCCUCAAAGAUGUGAUUUCCCUGAAGUUCAAGAGCAUGCAAGGAGAUGGGGUUCUGUUCCAUGGAGAAGGACAACGUGGAGACCAUAUCACCCUGGAGCUCCAGAAGGGCAGGCUAGCCUUGUACCUGAACCUGGAUGACAGCAAAGCCCGACUCAGCAGCAUCGCGCCCUCUGCCGUGCUGGGUAGCCUUCUUGAUGACCAGCACUGGCACUCGGUUCUCCUGGAGCGUGUGGGCAAGCAGGCGAACUUUACUGUGGACACCAACACGCAGCACUUCCGGACCAAGGGUGAGACCGAUGUCCUGGAUAUCGACUAUGAGCUCAGUUUUGGAGGAAUUCCAGUGCCAAGCAAACCUGGGACCUUUUUAAAGAAAAACUUCCAUGGCUGUAUUGAAAACCUGUACUACAAUGGAGUGAACAUAAUCGACUUGGCCAAAAGACGCAAACAUCAAAUCUACUCUGUGGGCAAUGUCACUUUUUCCUGCUCAGAACCACAAAUAGUCCCCAUCACAUUUGUCAACUCCAGAAGCAGUUAUUUGCUGCUGCCCGGCACCCCCCAGAUUGAUGGAUUGUCAGUGAGUUUCCAGUUUCGAACAUGGAACAGGGAUGGUCUGCUCCUGUCCACAGAGCUCUCUGAAGGCUCAGGGACCCUGAUGCUCAUGCUGGAGGGUGGGACUCUGAGGCUCCUGAUUAAGAAAGAGGCAGGACAUGGAACUGAAAUCCUUACAGGCAGUGACUUGAAUGAUGGCCUGUGGCACUCUGUCAGCAUCAAUGCCAGGAGAAACCGUGUCACCCUCACACUGGAUAAUGAUGCUGCUUCCCCGGCUGCAGAUACCUCCCAGCUGCAAAUUUACUCUGGAAAUAGUUACUACUUUGGAGGGUGCCCUGACAAUCUCACCGAUUCCCAAUGCUUAAAUCCCAUUAAGGCUUUCCAAGGCUGCAUGAGGCUCAUCUUUAUUGAUAACCAGCCCAAGGAUCUCAUUUCAGUUCAGCAAGGUUCCCUGGGGAAUUUUAGUGAUUUACACAUUGAUCUGUGUAGCAUCAAAGACAGGUGUUUGCCAAACUACUGUGAACAUGGAGGACACUGUGCCCAAUCCUGGACUACCUUCGACUGCAACUGUAGUAACACUGGUUACACGGGCGCCACCUGUCACGACUCCAUCUAUGAGCAAUCCUGUGAGGUGUAUAGACACCGAGGAAACAAAGCUGGCUUCUUCUAUGUUGAUUCUGAUGGCAGUGGACCGUUGGGACCUCUCCAGGUGUACUGCAAUAUCACUGAGGACAAGAUCUGGAUGAUGGUUCAGCACAACAACACAGAACUGACCCGGGUACAGGGUUCUAACCCUGAAAAGCCCUAUUCCAUGACCUUGAACUAUGGGGGCAGUGUGGAGCAGCUGGAGGCUCUGAUUGAUGGCUCAGAGCACUGUGAACAGGAGGUGGCAUAUCACUGCAGGAAAUCUCGCCUGCUUAACACACCAGAUGGAGCCCCAUUCACCUGGUGGAUUGGGAGAUCCAACGAAAGGCACCCUUACUGGGGAGGUUCUGUUCCUGGGGUCCAGCAGUGUGGAUGUGGCCUAGAGGAGAGCUGCCUGGACGUUCGCCACUUUUGCAAUUGUGACGCAGACACAGAUGAAUGGACAAAGGAUACUGGUUUUCUUUCCUUCAAAGAUCACUUGCCUGUAACUCAGAUAAUUAUCACUGAUACCAACAGAUCAAACUCAGAAGCUGCUUGGAGAAUUGGCCCUUUGCGUUGCUAUGGUGACCGACACUACUGGAAUGCCGUUGCCUUUUCCACUGAAGCUUCUUACCUCCACUUUCCUACCUUCCAUGCGGAAUUCAGCGCUGACAUUUCCUUCUUUUUUAAAACCACCGCUUUAUCUGGAGUUUUCCUAGAGAACCUUGGCAUGAAAGACUUCAUUCGACUUGAAAUGAGCUCUCCUUCUGAGGUCACAUUCGCCAUUGAUGUUGGGAACGGCCCCGUUGAGCUCCUUGUCCAGUCUCCUUCUCCUAUGAAUGACAACCAAUGGCAUUAUAUACGGGCUGAGAGGAACCUCAAGCAGACCUCCCUACAGGUGGAUAACCUUCCACGGAGUACAAGGGAGACCUCAGAGGAAGGCCAUUUCCGGCUUCAGCUGAAUAGCCAGUUGUUUGUAGGAGGCACAUCAUCAAGACAGAAAGGAUUUCUUGGAUGUAUCCGCUCUUUACAUUUGAAUGGGCAGAAAGUGGACCUGGAAGAGAGGGCAAAGGUCACGUCUGGAGUCAGACCUGGCUGCCCAGGUCACUGCAGCAGCUAUGGAAGCAACUGCCACAAUGGGGGCAAGUGUGUGGAAAAGCACAGUGGCUACUCCUGUGACUGCACCAACACCCCAUAUGAAGGGCCUUUCUGCCAGAAAGAGAUUUCAGCUCUUUUUGAUUCUGGCAGCUCAGUUACGUACAUGUUUCAAGAACCAUACCCGGUGACCAAGAACACAAGCCCCUCGUCUUCAGCUAUCUACACAGAUACAGCCCCAUCCAAGGAAACUAUCACACUGAGCUUUGUGACAGCACAGGCCCCCAGCCUCUUGCUCUUCCUCAAUUCCUCUUCUCAGGAUUUUCUGGCUAUCCUGCUCUGCAAGAAUGGAAGUUUACAAGUUCGCUAUCGUCUAAACAAGGAAGAAAGUCAUGUGUUCACCAUCAGCACAGAGAACUUGGCCAACAGAAGGGUGCAUCAGGUGAAGAUUAGCCAAGAGGGGCCAGAGCUUUCCAUUCAGGUGGACCAACAACUCUUCAGCUACAACUUCUCUCCAGAAGCUGAGUUCAGGACAGCAAGGUCACUGAUUCUAGGCAAAGUCACAGAGACUGUUGGGUUGGAUCCAGAAGUUGCUAAAGCAAACACCUUGGGUUUUGUUGGAUGCCUUUCUUCAGUCCAAUACAACCACAUAGCACCAUUGAAGGCAGCCCUCCGCCAUGCCAGCAUUGCACCUGUGACUAUCCAAGGGACCUUAACAGAAUCCAACUGUGGCUCCAUGGUGGACUCUGAUAUGAAUGCAGUGACCACUGUGCAUUCUUCAUCAGAUCCCUUUGGAAAGACAGAUGAACGUGAACCACUUACAAAUGCAGUCCAGAGUGACUCUGCAGUCAUUGGAGGUGUCAUAGCAGUGGUGACAUUUGUCACCUUUUGUGUCGUCGGCAUCAUGACCCGCUUCCUCUAUCAGCAUAAGCAGUCACACCGCACCAAUCAGAUGAAGGAGAAGGAAUACCCAGAGAACUUGGACAGUUCCUUUAGAAAUGACAUUGACUUGCAAAACACAGCCAGCGAGUGCAAACGGGAAUACUUCAUCUGAGACGCCACAGGGUCACCUGGUCCUCUUUUUUGUGGGUUCCCCCCCUUAUUUUCUCUUCUCUUUCCUGUCUUUUAAUUUAGGUAUUCUCGUUCUCUCUUUCACCAUUAAUUUUCUGGAACACUCCUGCAUCCACCAAGAGCAUUGAUCCUCUUCACCCAGCUCAGGAGAUCAGGGAGCAAUAGCUACUGUGGUCCACUGAUAUAUGCAUCAUUGUGAAAGUGAGCACUGGAGACACAGAGUUCACUCUUGUAAACAAGGAAGAACACCUGUGUACACAUAUAUACUCGGUGUUUGAGGUUGAGUUUUUAAACUUCACUCCGCAGUUUCUCAGGCACUUGCUCUUGCCAGCUCCCUUUAGAGUUGAGCUCUGUGGCAUUGGCUUUAACAAUUGUCUCCAACAUGCUGCCCCAUACCAUAUUGGUAGGUACUGUAGCCUGAGAGGAGAAAAGUGGUAGGUGUGUGUGUGUGUGUGUGUGUGUGUGUGUGUGUGUGUGUGUGUGACAGAGGCAGACAGUGUCAGGUCAUCCUUUAAGCAAAGAGUCUAUUAGGGAGUCCAAUAGAGCAGGAGGGAAUGAAGUAAAUCCACCCAGAGAAAGCAAUGUUUGUUCUUUUUAGGUCCCUUGUGAUAGGGUAGGGAGGUUGGGAGAUGUUAUGAUACAAAGAAAUUCUUCUAAAGCAGACAUCAUCUAACCAGUCUUAGAGACAUUUAUUAUUAAUUUUUUAUUUUGCUUCUUUUCUUUUUUUUUUUGUGGCUGAAGCAGGUAUUUGUAAAGUAGCCAGGACAUUUUUCCUAAGACACCAAUUAAAGACCAAUGAGCUCAGUGAGUGUGAGACCCCUGGCAAGGUCACAGUCAUGUGUCCUGCCUGUAGCCUUCUCCAGUUAGGACUUAAAUAUCUGGAAGACUCUGACUCCAUGUGGGCACAGGAAAACUUGGCACUUCAGGGAGAGAGACUAUACAUCUGUCUGAUGUGGGAGCCCUUCAUAACACCCAUAAAAACAAAGAGACUGUAUUUAGAGAGUCUAGAUUAUAAGAGCACCCAACUGGGGGACCCAGAGCAGAGGGAGACCCUUCUGGCCUGCUUGUUUUGGUAGCAUUUUACAAGCAACCGGAGACAUCUGUGUUAGUUUAAUGUUGACACCAUAAGUAUCCCCCUACUCCAUGCAUCACCCUUUCUAUAGAGUUUCAGUACUUUCCAAUAUGGCAUAACUGAGCAUUUACUGAGUUAUAUAUGGAAGAGUGAGCAGUUACUUUGUGUCUCUCUUGCUGUUCUGUUUUGAGGCAUGGAUUCAGUACCCUGAAACCAGGAGUCUUCAAAAAAGCUUUGAGGAAGUAGCUGCUCCCAGAACUUUACAACUGCCUUCUCCACUAUACUACAACAUGUUAGCUAGGUUAUUCCUCAGAUUGUUAUAUUGAGGAAAAGAUAUACAUGUGUCUGUAUUGUGGCAGCACAAACAGAAUUCAAAUAAACGUCUAAAUUAGUUCCAUGAAAAAUGUUUGGCCCUCUUAGCUCAUCUUGGAGGAGAACUGAAAAGAAAAGAAAAGAAAAACGUAAGGAAAAGAGCUGCAAGAAAAAAUGAGAAAUAUCCAGCUGAUUUAUCCCCAGCCAUCCACUCCAGAAAGAUCCAGUAAAGACAGAAUGUGCAGGGAAGCAAGAUUCACAUUCUAGAACACAUGUUAUUAGUUCACUGACAACUGAGCUCUUUUCCAAGAGGCAAGAGCCUGGCUAUUGUGUGUGGCAGCGUGGCCACCUUAGCUCAGGGGAUUUGAGGGAAGCCCUUAGUUUGUGAAUCACAUCACAUUUCUGAGUCUACACCUGUGUAUACAAAGGUGCCUGUGCGCUCACUUUCCUUGCCCAAAUAAGGUAGUAAUGCAUCUGGCUUGGCGUUCUUUUGGUAGAAAAGCAUAUAGUUAUUUCAAACAGGCAUCUCGAAUUUGUCCAUGGUAGGUAAUCCUGAUCAUUUUUUAACUCUGCUCUUGGAUCACCUUGGAAUAAAGACAAGGGAAAAAUGACCACCCAAACACUUUAGGACUUAGGGAAUGCUAGAAGCAAGAUUCUUGUCGGUUCUCUUUGGAGGGCAGACCUGACAACCAGUAGGUCAUCCAUCUUAGAAACUGUCCUACCUCUGAUUGUUCAGCACUUCCCUGGACAAGAGGUUCACAGUGAAGCCCUCAUUAGCUUCAUCCAGGUUCCCAUCUGUACCUUUACUUCCCUUGCAGAACUACAGAGGUAAGGAUUAGGUGAGGCAUCACAGUCCACUCUGAGAUAUUGUCCUAAAUACAAGUUCUUUCCUUAAAAUUUUCUAUGAAUUCUUACACACCCUUUUCCUCUUUUAGGAUAUUGCUAUCCUUUUGCUAGUGAAUUUAUUUUAAAGCAAUUCUAACAAAGAUGUUCUUUUUAAUUUUUCUAUCUUUAAUAUGACAAAUAAUCAUCUAAUAAAAUGAGAGAUACUGAAAGUCUAUUUCCCUAUUCCCUUCAUUCCCUGUUCUCCAAUUUCUACUUUUGAAUUUUCUGGCUCUAUAAAAGGUUGUAUAAAUCACCUGUUUGCUUGGCUGCAUAUUUCCCUGCUUCCAGAAAUGAAUGUUGUGCUGAAAUUUAGCCCUAAGCAUCUCUAUGAAACAAUAGGUAAUGGAGAGUAACCAUGCUGGAACAUUUUCUAACUAGAAUCCUCAGAAGCAAGCACCAUAUUUUUCUGGCAUGAUAUGACUGGAUAAACAUGUAAGUACAAGAUACAUCAGUAUGUAUGGUUUCCUCAUUCACAAUAUGUACUUAGAGAUAAUCAUAUAGGGAAAUGUGUGAUGCUAGUCUCUGGCCUCUGCAUAGCACACAUUUUACUGGCUUCAUCCCUGGAUGUGCAGGCCAUGCAUACCAGGACACUGGGCAUGUAGACCAAAUGGCGGAUGCAUGCCGAGAUGGUGUAUUAUCAUAAGUAGUCUCAGGGCAAAAUCAGAAUUUCUUCAUAACCCACAACACACACCAGGUGAAAACAUCUAGCACUCUGUAUUCUACUGUGCUGAAUACACAUCACAGCUAGAAGGAGGAGUAUGUUUCAGAGUUGGUGGCAAUAUUUGUUUGGUUUAUGCAGUUAUUCAGUUGUCUUUUCCACCUUCAAACGAUUACAACCCCAAACAAAGGGGAGAGUGUUCAAAUCUUCCUUUAGCUGUCACUUCCCUCAAUGGGAUACAGGUUUCGUGAUGCCUCCUAGUAUAUAAUUAUGUAAUACUCAGUCAUUGAUGCCUUCUGUUUACAAAAAGAAUUUGGGGAAUAUGAGCCCUUUACAGUAAGACAAAAAAAAUGCCUGUUUAAUAUCUCAUCCUAAGUUGCUGUUUCACUGAUAUUAUUCCACUGAACUAAUCUAUUGAUGCAAGCAACUGUAUGUUUGCUUACCCUAAAAGAUUUUUAGCAACAGCUGUGAUAUUCGGUCCAUGCAUAGGGUAGACUGCUGUGGUUUCUUCAAGAAGUAGGCCAGGAAAACAGAUGUUUAUCAUUUUUCUGGAUGUCUAUUUCAUAAAUAGAUUAACUCAAAUUCAUCUGAAAAACUCUGGAGCUGAUACUUUACAACUUUAUUCUCUUUAGAAAUCAGAAGUGGCACUAUCUCAAUUCUCAACUUUUGUCAGAAUCCUGACUAAUAUGUCAUAGAAGAAGUAGUACCACAGCUAAAUGAGUAUGCAGUUCUCUUUCCCGUAUUCAGUCAUAUGACAUAUGUGAAACAUCUGACUCCCGAGUAUUCUGUUAGAUACACAAAUAUUUACUGUCCUUGUGCACUUAAAGUGCAAUCUUACAGCAACAAAAGUGUGCACACAGCACAAGGGAGCAGAGAGCAAGAACUAGGCACAGAUAAUUUACAAAUGACUUUCCAGAGGGUUCUGAAAGUCAAUGCAUUUUGGGGCAAUUUUUAUAAUUUUGUGCCUCAUUUAUUAAUUCUAACAGAAACAAUUGCUUUGUUUGUCUUCCCCAAAGGUCAUGCAGACAUAUUUCUGUAGAGGGUGGUCAAUGGACUCUUUGGACAGAGAAAGAACAAAGGUCCCUGUAUCUGAUACACUUUCUUUAAAGAGGGUUUACUUGGUAGCCCUGACAGGUCUGAGACUCUCUAUUGUAAACUCACAGAGAACCACCUAAUUAUGCCAAAGUGUAGACCACUAUCCUGCCUAUGUCAGGUAUAUUGGAAGAGGCGCUAAGUUCUCUAUGAUCUCAUAUCAGUUCCAGUUAAGGCUUUCCACAUGUGUGCCCUCUUUGUAUGGCAGACCUGUGUAAAGACUGGAGAGAAAAGAGCAGUCUCUAAUUUCACCCUCCUCUGAUUUCACUUUUUUGGUGGAUAUUCACUUAUGGCCAUGGCUCUUUUACGUCUCCCUUAAGCUGGUUGGUAUUCUGCCAUUUUUAACACUCCCCAUUCUGCCCUAAAGAAACAUUUGACUAUAUUUAAGUAAAUCUCUGGGGACUAGAAAUUAUCUAUUGAGUUAAUAAUUAAUUGAUGUGGUGUCCAUCUAAAUGAGGUCAAACUUCUGUGUUCUACAUGAAUGUUUCCAACCCUGAAGACCAUGCAUGCUUUCUCUCCACACAAUAUCACUUCAAUUAGAAGACUCACAUUAAGAAGUUAUAUUCAUAACAUCCCCAUGGUAUCCAUGGAUUUGGGCACCAAGCCUGGGGAACUCAUGCUUGGUUUGUUUGUCUACCAAUUGCUUCACUUCUUUUGAAUUCCCUAGAGCUACAAUCCAUCAACCUCACUGCAACAGCAGUCUGGCAAAAGGCUCUUGAGGCACCUCUAUAACUCUGCCACUCAUUACUUCCUGAAGCUAUUGUUUGGUUUGCUUUGUCCUCCACUGACCCACAGGCCACGUUUCAACUAAACAAACAAAGAAGCCAUGUUGUCCCUGUAAGUGGCAAAGGAGGUUAAUGGAAGGAUGGUAUGGGAAAACUCAAACAUGCAUGAGUUCUUGAAGGAUGCCUGAAUGCUGUGUCAUAUCUCUCAUGCAGAUUGGAAAUGUUUUCUUUAAAAGAUUCACAAUGUAUCUGAAUCACUUCUUUACCAGUUUGAGGGGCUUUCUUCACCUCUCUUCUGGUCUCACCCAGUCUUCCUCAAGUCAUUGAUUUUGAAAAUGUUAGUUGUUGUUCUUUCUCAGCUCUGUGUUCACAAAUUCUAAAUAGCUGAUGAACCUAAAAGGGGAGAAGAUACAACACACACACACACACACACACACACACACACACACACACACACAUACACACACACACACAAGUAAAAAUGAAUAGGGCUGUUCCUCAAACAUUAUACAGGAAACUAUAUGCAUACCUACUUUGUAGGAAGAGAAAGUAUGAUAACUUUGUUUUAGAAAUUCUUUAAAUGACUCAUACAAGGUUCUAAUUACUGUGUUGCUAUUUUUGAGUAAUUCAACCCUCUUAUUUUGCACUGAGGUACUCCGGGGGAGAGUGAGAAACACAUGUAGUAGUGAAACAGUGUACUUUGUAAGCUAGCCCUCUGUCGUUUGUAAAGUUUAUUGUCUACAAAGUGAUGAAGUGGACACAAGCAGCUUGGGUAAUAGUGGGCUUUUGUAUUAAAACAGAUUUGUUGGGAGUUUGUCAAGGAGGGAGAGGGUAUUCAUGGAGCAAGCAAUGGCUGCUGGAGGUUAAAGGGGCCAGAGCUUUCACCAUGAAAUAAGGAUGGUUCCUCUCCCCACUUUCCUGGCUCCUAACUCAGGAGUCUGUUUCAUGAAUUUGUCUUACACCUUAGGGAAGAGGCAAUGUUAUAGGCCCUGCAUGAGAAAUGUGUUACUCAUCUUUACAUGGCAUUUUCACCCUACCCCUGUGAUUUUCAAGUUUUAUGUUUCACUAAUAUAGUCCAAGGAUGCUUUAGAAUUAUCACCACAGUGAUUUUAUCUGCUCAGGGUGAGCACCCAGAUGACAGUUUAAAGUAAAAUAAACUAUGGACAGGAUCUUCAGGUCCAUUGCCCUUAUUUUGAUAUGCUAUGGAUAGAAGUCCUAAAAUAUUGGACUCAGCCUAGUGGUCUUUCUUUUCCCUCCCUUGGUCAUGCCAUCCAUUGGCAUGCCAUAAUGAUAGAAAGGCAGGAUGCUUCCUAUCACCUACAGUGUGUAUGUACUUCAGAAAGCCACCACCCAACACUCUGAGAAUACUCUUCCCUUACUUCCACUCAGCACAGAAGUACAGCUUGCAUCAAAUAGCAGGUUAAAAUGAGGAGGCUAGUCCGAAGUUAUGAAAAAGGUGAUGUGUGCCAGUGAUUAAAGCCUGGUCAUAUUUUCAUGAGCAUUAGACUAUGCCAUGCUUCAGAUCCUGGCAGGAAAUCUCAGAGCACAUGAAAAAGGCAAUGGGUGUGCAGAACAGGCCUCUGUCACCCUGAAGACCUUGAAUGCUCUUCCCCCAGAUGGAGCCAUUUCAUUACAACCUUACAGGAUAAAAUGAAUGGACCACUGACUAGGUACACUUUCACAUUGUAGUCAGCCAUAUCCCAAAGGAGGUAUACAAAGUAGCUUAAUCUCUUCUCUUUGAAUGGCGGCAGCAACCAGUGUGACCUUGUCCUGCCUUAAAUACUCUUGCAAAAAAAAAAAAAAGUAAGUAACCACACCUUGCUUAAAAUAGUGUAGUUAUAUUAUGAGAAGGAAUUCAUAUUUGGUGAGAAUCAAUGUCAAUAAUUUUCUCCUUACCUUGUUAAUAGACAGGCUUCCCAAUAGCCUAUGUUGUCUUAGACACUUCCCACAGAUAGCUAGCCUAUGGCAGGAAGAUAAAACAUAGGCAAAUGAAGAUACUUGAUGCAUUCUAAUUACAUCCUAUAAAACAGGCCACAAUUCACAUUUGGUUCAUGGGAUUCCUAAAUCCCUAAGACAAAGAAAUACCAUGUCCAUUUCAACCUAGAAAUUAGAGCCUUUCUGGAAUUUUCUUUGGAAAAAUGAGAGGUCAGGGAGAUUGCCUUUAGCAAAUAAUUAACAAAGUAUAAAUUAUAUAUAUACAUAUAUAUAUCAUUCUUAUAUACAUAUAUGAAUGAUAUGUACAGGCUUUCUUUGAUAAAAGCACAACAGAGGCAAAGCAGACCAUAUCCUCGGAGAUUAGCUGGAGACUCCUUGUUUCUUUGGUUAUUAUAGUUUUUGUUCCUGUGUCAGAAUCCCCAGUUCCAUGUGAUGUUGCCUCAUCCCACGUCUGUUUUGUAUACCAUGUAACAUGUCUUAAUACACUGUAUGGAGAAAGUUAAAGUUAGCCUUAGAAUUCUUCGUUUUCUAUGCUUUUUGGUGUACAGAAGAAUGACUUACCUGUAAAUAUUGUAUAUUUAAUAAAGAAAGAAUUUUGUAUCA